UUCCAAUCUGAAAAUUUAAAGGAACGUUUCCAAUUACAUCAUUGAUUCCAUUGAUUCUCUAAAUAUUCUCAUCCCCAUCUCAUCUCAGCUCUUCCAUUCCAUUCCUCAGCUCAAUAACCUAUUCCAUCACUCUUAUCUCAAAGUAUCAAACCUACCCAACACAAGUCACAUCUAGUCCGCUCUCCCACAUUGCAAUUCCAACUCCAAUCUCAAUCCCAUAAUUUAAACCUCAAAAAUGCCAAAACGAAGUCGCGCAGAACCUGUCGAAACCUACGAUUCCGAUGGUGGUUUCGUAUCUGACGACGACAAUACAGUUCGCAAGGUGAGCCCCUCAAUCAAUCCAACCUCAAACAUCUUCACAUUCCCUACUCUUUCCUCUCGAGCAUUACUCAAAUCCAAUCCCAAUCACAAUCAUCUUCACCCCUCUACUUUCACCCUCAAAACCCCUCAGAUACCCGACCCCCUCACCAACAUACCCCUCAGUCCAAAAAAUCCAAAACCACAAAACCCAUCACAACAAGCAAACCCACCUCCUCCUCUUCUUCAACCACCCCCUCAUGGGACCUCUCAACCGGCCGCACACCCCGCAAAAUCGAGCUUUCAGAUUUCAAAGGCCAAACUUUGAUCAAUAUCCGCGAAUUCUACGAGAAAGAUGGAAAUCUUUUACCCGGAAAGAAGGUUCGUGUCUCUUUUUAUAUCCUUUCUAUAAUUCCACGCAUAUCUACCCGCCCAAAAUGAAAAAAAGAGAAUACGAAAGAGAAGAAAGAAAAUAAAGAAAGCUAACAUGUAAAAACAACAGGGCAUCUCCCUAACCAUCGACCAAUAUAAAAUUUUCCUCCAAUCCAUCCCUCAAAUCAACGCGAACCUCAAGAAAAAAGGUAUUGAUAUUACUUCUGAAGAGGAAGAAGAAGAAGAAGAAGUCGAGGAAAACGAAGACCUAGACGAAGAAGAUGACGUUGAAGAAGAAGAAGAAGAAGAAGAAGCAGCAGUAGAAACAGACGCCUCAGCCGACAAAAAAUCCAAGAGCAAGAACAAGAAUAAGAAUAAAAAAGUCAAGUCAGCAUCAGCACAGAAGGGAAAGAAGAGCAAAAAAGAAAAUAUUGAAGCUACGAGUGAUGAGGAAGAGUAAAGUCUUUUAAUUCUUGCCUUCGAUGGAGAUUUCAGAGGUAGAUGCUUGGUUUUGAGUAGUAUCCAAGAAAGGGGUAGCUAUUUUGAAGCUCUGAGUGCAUGGGUGGACUUUUCAUAUCGUUGUGGAUUUAUUAC
Sclerotinia trifoliorum is the source of this 1263-nucleotide messenger RNA. The record is from the annotation of a GenBank genome assembly. Lineage: Eukaryota; Fungi; Ascomycota; Leotiomycetes; Helotiales; Sclerotiniaceae.